GAGAUUGCCGACAUGUGGGGCAUCUGGCCACUUGCCCUGGCCUGUGAGGCAGGGAUGGCUGAGAUCGUACGACUGUUGGUGAGCGCUGGAGCUCAAACGAACCACGCUUCCAGCAUUGAUGGGUCGACCGCGCUGAAUCGCGGCGCCACGCUCUGUCGGCCGGAGGUGGUGGAGAUUCUCAUCCAAGGAGGGGCAGACGUAAACUUGCCUGACUUCGACGCCUCCACGCCUUUGCUCAACUCUGCCUGCCUGGAUCUACGUCGGGCAACUCAC
Messenger RNA from Symbiodinium necroappetens, 273 nucleotides. NCBI's taxonomy places the organism in Eukaryota, Dinophyceae, Suessiales, Symbiodiniaceae. The record is from the annotation of a GenBank genome assembly.